Messenger RNA from Hordeum vulgare subsp. vulgare (domesticated barley), 1708 nucleotides. Its product is annotated as probable protein phosphatase 2C 30. The transcript has 3 exons. The record is from RefSeq and is a predicted model, not a curated record. Gene Ontology annotation, biological process: protein dephosphorylation. Gene Ontology annotation, molecular function: cation binding; protein serine/threonine phosphatase activity. Lineage: Eukaryota; Viridiplantae; Streptophyta; Magnoliopsida; Poales; Poaceae. Bases 199 to 1401 code for a protein of 400 amino acids. Gene Ontology annotation, cellular component: nucleus; cytosol.
CGCGUGGCACGUAGCGCCUCUUCCCUCCUCCUCCCACAUCGCAUUUAUAUGGAGGCGCCACUUGCUCGCUGCCCCUUCAAAAUCGCCUCGCCAUUUGCCACACGUCGGAGGAGAGGACACCAGAGGGGAAAUAUUCAGCUGCCUGCUCUAGCUUGUUUUUUUUUUUGAAGAGUUAGUUCUUGGUUGGUGUCGUGAUCCAUGUCGGAGAUCUGCUGCCACGUGCCGGCGGGGGCCGGGGCGGAGGGGAAGGGCGCCGACUGCCAGGACGGCAGCCGGGCGGCGCGGCGCCGGAGGAUGGAGAUACGGCGCCACAGGCUGGUGGCCGAGCGUGGGGCCGAGGAGACGUCCAGGAAGAGGCGGAAGCUGGAGGAGGAACCCUCCUCCACGGACGAGGAGGAGAUUGAGCCCGCCAAGUACGGCGUGACGUCGGUGUGCGGCCGCCGGAGGGACAUGGAGGACUCCGUUUCCCUCCGGCCCGAGUUCCUCCCCGGCCACCACUUCUUCGGGGUCUUCGACGGCCAUGGCUGCUCGCAUGUUGCAACGUCGUGCGGCGAGCGGAUGCACGAGAUCGUGGCCGACGAGGCCCGUUCGUCGGGCUCAGACGACGCGGAGCGGUGGACGGGCGUCAUGGAGAGGAGCUUCGCGCGGAUGGACGCCGAGGCCGUGGGCUCAAGGUCAAGGGCCAGCGGCGCCGAGGCAGCGCCCAACUGCCGGUGCGAGCUGCAGCUGCCCAAGUGCGACCACGUCGGCUCAACGGCCGUCGUCGCCGUCGUCGGCCCUCGCCACCUCAUCGUCGCCAACUGCGGUGACAGCCGUGCGGUCAUCUGCCGCGGGGGCGCCGCCAUCCCACUCUCAUCCGACCACAAGCCGGAUCGCCCCGACGAGCUGGAGCGGAUCCAAGCGGCCGGAGGGCGCGUCAUCUUCUGGGACGGCGCCCGCGUCUUCGGCGUGCUCGCCAUGUCGCGCGCCAUUGGAGACAGCUACCUGAAGCCAUUCGUGAUACCCGACCCGGAGGUGAGGGUCCUGGAGAGGAAGGACGGCGAGGACGAGUUCCUCAUCCUCGCCAGCGACGGCCUGUGGGACGUGGUGAGCAACGAGGUGGCGUGCCACGUGGUGCGGUCGUGCGUGCGGAGCAAGGCCAAGCGCCGCGGGGGCCGGUCCAGCCCGACCUCCAACCUGAGCCCCAGGCAGAGCAGCGGCAGCGGCAGCAGCAGCGGCGACGAAGCCCAGAACGAGAGCGGCGGUUGUGCCGCCGGCGCUGGCUCCGAGAGCGACGACGAGGAGGUGGACGAGGCAUGCGCCGAGGCGGCCAUCCUGCUGACCAAGCUGGCGAUCGCGCGGCAGAGCCCGGACAACGUCAGCGUCGUCGUCGUCAACCUCAGGCGCCGCCCGAGAUUCUGACCGCCGCCGCUAGAUCCAUGGAUCCACCAACACCAAGCCGGUCGUCCCUGCAUCCCGACUCAGCGGCGAACGUGGCAUCCAUGGCGGUAUUCAUAAAAUACACAACGGAAUUAUUCCGUUCAUUAUUCGGGGGGUGGUAAAGGUGUUCAGAUCAGAACCGCCCCCGCCAUUUUCCUUUCGAAUGCAAAACCGGUGGUGCUUCCGGCGUGGCAAGAAACUUUCUCGAGCGUCAAGAGAAACUGUAACGUAUGAUAUGUCCGGUGUCGCUUUGGCUCGCGGAAAACGAUCAAGGCUUCCAUUCCAUGCA